Messenger RNA from Phragmites australis (common reed), 2245 nucleotides. RefSeq names its product probable E3 ubiquitin-protein ligase ARI5. Lineage: Eukaryota; Viridiplantae; Streptophyta; Magnoliopsida; Poales; Poaceae. Gene Ontology annotation, biological process: ubiquitin-dependent protein catabolic process; protein polyubiquitination; positive regulation of proteasomal ubiquitin-dependent protein catabolic process. Gene Ontology annotation, molecular function: ubiquitin conjugating enzyme binding; ubiquitin protein ligase activity; zinc ion binding. The record is from RefSeq and is a predicted model, not a curated record. Gene Ontology annotation, cellular component: ubiquitin ligase complex; cytoplasm. The coding region runs from base 96 to 1841 and encodes 581 amino acids. The transcript has a single exon.
GAGAACUGAUUGGCACCACCGUACGUGGAUAGAGACCUAAGUUUAGUCUAAACCCUCACCAAGAAUCGGCCGCCCUGGGCUAUUAGCAGCGCGCCAUGGCAACAGGCGACGGCUACGGCGACGGCGAGAGCGGCCGCAGCAAGAGACGCCGAGGAGCCGGCGACUGCACGUGCGACGACGACAUAGAGAGCGGCCGCAACAAGAGAUGCCAAGUUGCCGCUGGCUCUACGGGUCACGACAGCGAGAGCGGAAAUUCCAUAGACCGCGGCAGCGACGCUUAUGGAGGGCAUGCUGAGGAAGCAGACAACGACGGCUACUACACCGGCGACGGUUUGUACGACGACACCGACGAUGAUGAAGGAGGGUAUGAUGAGGCACCGAAGGCCGUGGCCACUUCGGAGCCCGCGCCCGCCGGGAAAAGGUACAUCGUUCUGACCGAAGACGACGUCCGCGAACGGCAAGAAGGGGACACGGCCAAGGUCGCCGAGGUCCUGUCGAUCCCGUCGGGCUUCGCGGCCGUCCUGCUGCGGCACUUCAAGUGGAGGGUCGUGCGGGUCCUGGAGGAGUGGUUCUCCGACGACCGGCGCGUCCGCGAGGCCGUCGGCCUGCGGGCAUACGGUGUCCCCGUGCCCAUGGCGGUGAAUCCCCGGCAGCUCGACUGCGCCAUAUGUUUCGGCCGUUUCUCCGCCGGCGGUAUGCGAUCGGCAGGGUGCGCGCACUACUACUGUGACGAUUGCUGGCGCGGGUACAUCCACGCAGCGGUUGGCGACGGCGCGCGGUGCCUGGCCCUGCGGUGCCCGGACCUGUCCUGCUCGGCGGCCGUCGUCCGGGAGCUCAUCGACGAGGCGGCCGAGGACGCCGACAAGACCCUGUACGCGCAGUUCACGCUUCGGUCCUACGUGGAGGAGAGCGGCGGCAGGUUCAAGUGGUGCCCCGGCCCCGAUUGCAGCCUCGCCGCGGAGUUUCUCGGCUGCGCCAGCGAGGACGACGCGACGGAUGUGCUCUGCGAGUGCAAGCACUGCUUCUGCUGGAGCUGCGGUGAGGAGUCGCACCGGCCGGUGUCGUGCGACACGGUGCGCGCGUGGCUGGCCAAGAACAACUCCGACUCGGCAACAGCGAGCUGGGUGCUGGCCAACACGAAGCGCUGCCCCAAGUGCCGGCGGCCGAUCGAGAAGAACCAGGGGUGCAUGCGCAUGACGUGCAGCUUCCCAUGCGGCCACCAGUUCUGCUGGCUCUGCCUCGAUCCGUGGAAUCACCACACCGGCUGCGACGGCUUCCGGAUUCAGCAGGACGAGCUCGGCAAGAAGCUCGCCCUCACCUUGGAGGAGGAGCGGCGGCGGCAGGCCAAGGCGUCGCUCGACAGGUACCUGUACCACUACGAGCGCUGGUCGGCCAACCAAACGUCACGGCGGAAGGUGUUCAAGGACUUGGCCGAGCUGGAGAGCUCCGAGCUCGAGAAGAUGGCUGCCACGGUGGACCUUCCGGUGGGUAACUUCGACUUCCUGACCAAGGCGUACCGGCAGAUCGCCGACGGCCGGCGGGUACUGCAGUGGGCGUACGCGUACGGGUACUACCUGGACCCGGAGCGCGACGCGGCCAAGCGCGCCCUGUUCGAGGACCUGCAGGACCAGGCAAACUCGUGGCUGGAGCGCCUGCACGGCUGCGCCGAGCUGGAGAGGAAGGAGAUCUUCUGUGCCCAGGGCAAGGCCGCCGUCGUCUCCGAGCUGUUGAGGUACUACAAGAAAAAGGUGAUUGACCUCACCGCGGCGACGCGAACCUUCUUGGGGAACCUUGUGAAAGCGUUCGAGAUCGAUCUGCCUGAGUUCAAGUCAUUGAACUAGCUAAAGGAUGGAUGGAUGGUUCCUUCAUCAGAGUCCCGCUUCAAGACUAUGACUAUGCAAGUUAGUUAGAAUACCACUGGAAUUUGGGCCAUCUUCAUUUGGGGAAAUCAGCUUUUGGUUACAGCGAAUGAUCACAAGUCUGGUUGUAUAAGGUUGAACUUCAUCAGUACACUAUGUUAGUAUACUAUUGAAUGAUGAUGACUUUGCCAUGCUGCCGCUUGUUAGCAUACUUCAUCAGUAAUGUUAUGGAAAUGUGUCAAUUUUAACAGCUUUUCUACCUUGUAGCCGAUUGAAUCAAUUUUCAAAAUUUCUUUCUCGUUUCCGGUCCCCAUCAGAGGGAUGUUCGGGCAGUAGGCAGUUGGCAGGGUCAGGGCCAGGGGAGCGAAAUUGACGGCUGGACGCCG